This is a messenger RNA of Plasmopara halstedii, 1041 nucleotides long. RefSeq names its product vacuolar protein sorting-associated protein 16 homolog. Gene Ontology annotation, molecular function: actin binding. Gene Ontology annotation, biological process: intracellular protein transport; vacuole fusion, non-autophagic; endosomal transport. The transcript has a single exon. The record is from RefSeq and is a predicted model, not a curated record. The coding region runs from base 1 to 1041 and encodes 346 amino acids. Gene Ontology annotation, cellular component: lysosomal membrane; cytoplasm; HOPS complex. NCBI's taxonomy places the organism in Eukaryota, Oomycota, Peronosporomycetes, Peronosporales, Peronosporaceae.
AUGGGCAACUCGUGGAGUGAAGAUAGACGUCUGAAGUCGACGAUAUCAUACACAACUUUCUACUCUCAAUUUCGACAGAAUGUAGCCAACGUUUCGUUUCAUCAAGACUCGUCAUCAGAUAUGGAACAGAUGGUUCUGACAAUGGUACAGGAAAAUCCAAAACUUUUGAUGUUGCAUGAGAAUGUACCAGUGGCACGUUUGGGACAUCACGAAGUUGAUGCAACUGGGCAGAAUGUACCAGCCACAAUUGAAGAACAUAUUCUUCAAGGACUGUGUAUGAAUCCACUCAGUACAUCGGAUAGCCUUAAUCGUGUUAUACAACAAUUAAUUACACGAUUACAAGACGAUGAGAGUUUGUGGAUCAUUGGAAAAUAUCCACGUGCUGCACAAUUAUUUUCAAGUCAAAUGUACAAUGUAACUACAAGUAUACGAAUGUACCAGUUGCAUCAUCAGUAUUUGCAAGUUGCUACGAUUGUUGGCAAAGUGGCAUUACAUGACACUUUUUAUGACACCAAGUGUAAUCGACUACAAGAGGUUUUUAAUCUUUAUCAAAUGUACCUCGAUAUGACUCAACAUAACCACAAUGGAACUCGGUCAUCAGUACUAUUUGAUCAAAAAUUAACACAAGAAAUGCUCGAUUUAUUAAAGACACAACAGAAACUCGAACGUACGUUAGCACUUCCAACUGGCGUUUUAAUAGGCACUUCACUUAUCAAGACACUUCAGAAUUUAAUGAUGUUGCAUGCUGUGAAUCAACAUGCCCUUCGUUUAGCUGUGGAUUGUGCCGAACAGUUUUCUGUACCCCCUCGACAAUUUUGGUGGAUACUUUUACGUACGUUUAGUCGAACAAACCAAUGGGAAAAUAUUAUGACAUUAAUACAAUUUGGUCGACCACCCAUUGGUUACGUACCUAUUGUUGAAAUGAUGCUAGACAAUCAAAAACAGGAAGAUGUGCUGAAACUUGUUCCGUUUAUACAUGACGAAGAUGAACGAAAUCAAGUGAUCGCACUCUUGGUAAAGGAAGAAGAAGAGACUGAGUAG